Molecule: messenger RNA, 2442 nt
Organism: Tachysurus vachellii
Lineage: Eukaryota; Metazoa; Chordata; Actinopteri; Siluriformes; Bagridae
Product: carcinoembryonic antigen-related cell adhesion molecule 5-like
Exons: 12
Coding region: 154-2442 (762 amino acids)
Biological process (GO): cell surface receptor signaling pathway
Molecular function (GO): transmembrane signaling receptor activity
Source: RefSeq, a predicted model, not a curated record
GUUCAGUCAGUCAGACAGUCAUCAGUUGGACAGGAUGGAGCUCCGUCCACUCUGUGUGAUGUUCUUGUGAAGUGUUUAAGAGUACAGGAAGUGUCAAGGCAUUAACACAGACACUUGUCGUUCAGUCAGUCAGACAGUCAUCAGUUGGACAGGAUGGAGCUCCGUCCACUCUGUGUGAUGUUCUUGCUGACUGAACUCAUCCUCUGUACACAAACAGGUGAUUUAGAAGGAUCAAGUCCUGAAGUUAAAGUAGAAACUGGAGAAACUGUCACUUUCUCAUGUGAGAGAAAGCCUGAAGGAUCCUCGGAGUAUAAGCAGAUCUACAUAAUCAGUGAUGUACAAGAGUCUCAUAAAGGUGUUUACACAUGUAAAGGAACACAGUCAUCAGACCCACAAUACACAGGGACUAGUGAUGCUGUUACACUGACUGUAUCAGGAUCAAGUCCUGAAGUUAAAGCACAGCCAGCUGACCAUGACAGUGGGUUCACUGGAGAAACUGUCACUUUCUCAUGUGAGAGAAAGCCUGAAGGAUCCUCGGAGUAUAACUGGUUCAGGGAUAAUAAGGAACUCAGUGAUGCUGCAGCAAAGCAAAUCUACAUAAUCAGUGGUGUUAAAGAGUCUCAUAAAGGUGUUUACACAUGUAAAGGAACACAGUCAUCAGACCCACAAUACACAGAGACUAGUGAUGCUGUUACACUGACUGUGUCAGAAAAACCUAAACCUCAACUCACAUCAAGCCUUGAAGGAGAUGUACUGAGAGGAAACUCAGUGACUCUGUACUGUACACUGACACCACAGUCUGCUGGAUGGACGUUUUACUGGUCCAAAUACACACAGAGCUCUGAGACUGAGACUGAGGCUGAGACUACAUCAGACUUCUACACCAUCAGCUUAGAUAAAGUCUAUGACAGAAUUCAGUACAAGUGCAGAGCUGGAAGAGGAAACCCAGUCUACUACACAGACUACAGUAAUGAACUCUCACUAACUGUUAUUGAGAAACCUAAACCUGUGGUGAAUAUAACGCCUGAUAAACAGGUGUUCAGUGGAGAGAAAGUGACAUUCAAAUGUGAGAUACGGAGCGCAAAAGUCACUGAGUGGACAUACAGCUUGUAUAAGAAAGAUUACACAGAGAACCCAUACAAAGAAACACAAGAGUUCAUCAUCAGCUCAGUUACAGACUCUAACAGUGGCACAUACACCUGCAGAGGGAAGAGCAGUGACUCUCAGUUCUCAGAGGACAGUGAUCCUGUUACACUCACUGUAUCAGAAAAACCUAAACCUCAACUCACAUCAAACAUUAAAGGAGAUGUACUGAGAGGAAACUCAGUGACUCUGUACUGUACACUGACACCACAGUCUGCUGGAUGGAAGUUUUACUGGUCUGAAAAUAAACAGAGACGUUGGACUGAGACUAAGACUGGGUCUACAUCAGACUCCUACACCAUCAGCUCAGAUAAAGUCUAUUACAGAAUUCAGUACAAGUGCAGAGCUGGAAGAGAAAACCGAGUCUUCUACACAGACUACAGUAAUGAACUCUCACUUACUGUUAUUGAGAGUCCUAAACCUACAGUGACUAUAAACCCUGAUACUCAGGUGUUCAUAGGAGAGACUGUGACUUUCAGGUGUGAUGUACAGAAAGGAAGAGACACUGAGUGGACGUACGGCUGGUUUAGGGACAGUAACAGAUUGUACCCAUAUUCCACAACAAAGGUGUUCAGCACCAGCUAUGAUAAAGUCUCACACAGUCGUCAAUACACCUGCAGAGGGAGGAGGACAAGUGACUCUCAGAUGUCACAGAUGAGUGAUUCUGUUACACUCUCUGUAUCAAAAAAACCUAAACCUCAACUCACAUCAAGCCUUAAAGGAGAUGUACUGAGAGGAAACUCAGUGAAUCUGUCCUGUACACUGACACCAAAGUCUGCUGGUUGGAAGUUUUACUGGUCCAAACACACACAUAGCUCUGAGACUGAGGUUGAGACUGCAACAGGCUCCUACACCAUCAGCUCAGAUAAUGUCUAUGACAGAAUUCAGUACUGGUGCAGAGCUGGAAGAGGAAACCCAGUCUACUACACAGACUACAGUAAUGUACUCUCACUAACUGUUAUUGAGAAUCCUAAACCUGUGGUGAAUAUAACGCCUGAUAAACAGGUGUUCAGAGGAGAGAAAGUGACAUUCAAAUGUGAGAUACGGAGUGCAAAAGUCACUGCGUGGACAUACAGCUUGUAUAAGAAAGAUUAUACAAAGAACUCAUACAAAGAAACACAGGAGUUCAGCAUCAGCUCAGUUACAGACUCUAACAGUGGUACAUACACCUGCAGAGGGAUGAGCAGUGACUCUCAGUUCUCAGAGGACAGUGAUCCUGUUACACUCACUGUAUCAGGUUUUGUCAUCCCAAUCUGCCAACAGCAAAAUACACUUUACUACAACUUGAGGUGGCAGUAA